AUGUGCCUAGCGGGAGCCAGCGUGACAGUGACACACAGUAUCCUGUCCCUGAACCCGAGGGUGCAGACCCACGCUGCCAUCCACUAGACAGCCGUGAAGAAGAACGAGAAGAAACGCUGGAAUAGAAACCCAGAGAAGAGCUGUGAUGGAAGUCCCUGUGGGAAGUUGGAGAACAACUUUGACGAUAUCAAGCACAUGACUCUAAGCGAACACUGGGCACUCUGUGAGGCGUUCAGGUGUCUGAAAUGUGCUGAAGCACCAUGCUAGAAGAGCUGCCUCACCAACCUGGACAUCAAGUCCUUCAUCCCCAGCAUCUCAAACAAAAACUACUAUGGAGCGGCCAAGGCCAUCCUGUCGGACAACUUCGUGAGGCUGACGUGUGAGAUGGUGGGCCUCACGUAGGAGCUCUGUGUGGGGGGCUGCAACCUCUUCGCCUCCGAGGAAGGACCCAUCAACAUUGGGGGCCUGCAGCAGUUUGCUGUUGAGGUUUUCAGCAAGAUGGUAAUUCCUGAGGUUCGUAAUCCUGACUUGCUGCCUCCAGAUCAGAUGUCGGAGAGCUUUCAUGUCAAGACCGCUAUGAUUGGCUGUCCCCCGGUGACCUUCAACUGUGCCUCAUACCUGGCCAGACUGGGGUAUGACAUCACUGUGUUCAAUUAACAGACAUAUAUUGGAGGAUUGAGCCAUCCCUCAGUUCCUCCUGCCAUCCCUCAGUUCCUCCUGCCCUAUGAGGUGAUGGAGUUUGAGAUUGAUCUGAGGAAAGACCUGGGGGUGAUGGUUGUCAGAGAGAAGGGACUGGGUAUGAACGGGAUGAGCCUGAACUCCCUGAAAGACAAGGAAAUCCAGGCUGUCUUCAUUGGAAUUGGCAUGUGUAGCUGUAAGUCUCAGCUGCCUGAGCUCCAUGGUGUGGUCAUCAUGCAGGGUGCCGGUGACACAGCGUUUGACUGUGCCAUAAAGCUAGAGCCUCUCAGAAUGGAGCUGGUCAAAGAGGAGAAGUGUGAGUUCCUGCCCUUCCUGUGCCCUCGUGAGGUCAUCAUGAUGAACGGCUGCGUGGCCGGCCUGUGGUUUUUCCGCACCAAGCAGACGGAGUGCGAUUGGCUGGAGGACAAGGACUAGAUCGUCCAGCUCAAAGUCAAUUAUAUCAUCAGCACCGUCGGCUCCACGCUGAGUGACCCUCAAAUCCAGAAGGCCAUGGCUCCCAUCAAGCUGAACCACUGGGGCACCCCAAACUUGCACCCUGAGACCAUGCAGAGCAGUGAGCCCUGGGUUUUCGCCAGCGGAGACAUCGCAGACUUGGCAAACAACAACGGCAAGCAGGCCUCCUGGCACAUCCACCAGUACCUCCAUGGUGUUACAGCAACGUUGAGUAUCUCCCGUCUGAACAGACUGUUCCGCGUCUCUGUGUCCUGUCUUUGA
This is a messenger RNA of Salmo salar (Atlantic salmon), 1413 nucleotides long. NCBI's taxonomy places the organism in Eukaryota, Metazoa, Chordata, Actinopteri, Salmoniformes, Salmonidae. The record is from RefSeq and is a predicted model, not a curated record.